Molecule: messenger RNA, 945 nt
Organism: Diospyros lotus (date-plum)
Lineage: Eukaryota; Viridiplantae; Streptophyta; Magnoliopsida; Ericales; Ebenaceae
Product: protein FAR1-RELATED SEQUENCE 2-like
Exons: 3
Coding region: 1-945 (314 amino acids)
Molecular function (GO): zinc ion binding
Source: RefSeq, a predicted model, not a curated record
AUGUAUUGUCAGGUUAUCUCUACCGAUGAGGGUCUUAUGGCAACGACAUAUGAUGUUCAAGAGGUUGUCAUGUUUGACAAAGGAAGGAAGAAGAAAAUAUUUACAGUUUCGUUUCAGAGAGAAGAAUGUCAUAUAGUUUGCAGUUGUCACUUAUUUGAGUUCAGGGGAAUACUAUGCAGACAUGCUAUAUCAAUUUUGGUACGCAAUGAUGUCACUAUGCUUCCUGAGAUGUACAUCUUGAGGAAGUGGCGGAAAGAUGUGAGAAAAGCCCAUUCGAGGGUCGCAGUAAACUACGAUGGUUGGGUUAGCACUCCCAAACAGAAAAGAUAUGAUGAAAUGCGUAAAGAAUUUGACAAGGUCGCAGACUUGACAGCAAAUAGUGAAUCUCGAACUCAGAAAGUUAUGGAGUGGAUUGAAUUUCAAUUGAAUGACUUAUCAAAAAUAGGAACAAGUUGUGGGAGUAAUCUCUCUUUCCAACAAAGUGUUGAAGUUGCAUCCGGAAGUGGAGUACAAAAAAAUUCUGGUAGUGUGAAUAUUCAAGAUCCGAAUUGUGCGCGUCGUAAGGGAGCACCAAGGAAAAAUCGCAUAAAAGGCGCAUUAGAACGAACUUCGAAGAAAUCUAAGGUUGUUUCAAAAACAACGAAACGCACAAACUUGAGCCAAACUGCAUCACAGGAGGGACCGGUCAUCAUCCAGCCAUCACAGCAGUCACAUUAUACUAUGAUCACUCCGCUCACGUUUUCACAACAACUAAUGGGUGUUGAAUCAACAAAUUGGAGUAAUGCUUAUGGGAUGAGUUUGACACCUACAACAGGAAUGAGUUUGAGACCUACAACAGGAAUGAGUCAACAUUUGGUUCCAAAUUUUUUGCCACUACAACGUCCCAUGACGGGAGAAGCUAUUGGAUUAGUAGACGAGUCCAAUAGUGAACAAAAUGUUACUUAA